This is a messenger RNA of Sus scrofa (pig), 2753 nucleotides long. It is a transcript of the gene CCT6A, whose product is annotated as chaperonin containing TCP1 subunit 6A. Gene Ontology annotation, molecular function: ATP hydrolysis activity; ATP-dependent protein folding chaperone; ATP binding. Gene Ontology annotation, biological process: protein folding. Lineage: Eukaryota; Metazoa; Chordata; Mammalia; Artiodactyla; Suidae. The record is from RefSeq and is a predicted model, not a curated record.
GGGGCGGGCUCGACGGGCCCGACUUUUCCAGAAGACCCGGAUAGCGCCUCCCGGCCACGCCGAGCCGGCUGUGAGCUGUUAGCACGCCGGCUAUCCUCAUCCUCCUCUGCUGGAUCAGCUAUGGCGGCAGUGAAGACACUGAACCCCAAGGCCGAGGUGGCCCGAGCCCAGGCGGCGCUCGCGGUCAACAUCAGCGCGGCCCGGGGGCUGCAAGACGUGUUGAGGACCAACCUGGGGCCUAAGGGCACCAUGAAGAUGCUUGUUUCUGGUGCUGGAGACAUCAAGCUUACUAAAGAUGGCAAUGUGCUGCUUCAUGAAAUGCAAAUUCAGCACCCAACAGCUUCCUUAAUAGCCAAAGUAGCAACAGCCCAGGAUGACAUAACUGGUGAUGGUACCACUUCCAAUGUCCUGAUCAUUGGAGAGCUCCUGAAGCAGGCGGACCUCUACAUUUCUGAAGGUCUUCAUCCCAGAAUAAUAACAGAAGGAUUUGAAGCUGCAAAGGAAAAGGCACUUCAGUUUUUGGAACAAGUUAAAGUAAGCAAAGAGAUGGACAGGGAAACGCUUAUAGACGUGGCCAGAACAUCUCUACGUACUAAAGUUCAUGCUGAACUUGCUGAUGUCUUAACAGAGGCUGUAGUGGACUCUGUUUUGGCCAUUAAAAAACAAGAUGAACCUAUUGACCUCUUCAUGGUUGAGAUCAUGGAGAUGAAACAUAAAUCUGAAACCGAUACAAGCUUGAUCAGGGGUCUUGUUUUGGACCAUGGGGCACGGCAUCCGGACAUGAAAAAGAGAGUAGAAGAUGCAUACAUCCUCACGUGCAAUGUGUCAUUGGAAUAUGAAAAAACAGAAGUGAAUUCUGGCUUUUUUUAUAAGAGUGCAGAAGAGAGAGAGAAACUAGUAAGAGCUGAAAGAAAAUUCAUUGAAGAUAGAGUUAAGAAAAUAGUAGAGUUGAAGAAGAAAGUAUGUGGUGAUUCAGAUAAAGGAUUUGUUGUUAUUAAUCAAAAGGGAAUUGACCCCUUUUCCUUAGAUGCUCUUGCAAAAGAAGGCAUAGUAGCUCUACGUAGAGCUAAGAGGAGAAACAUGGAAAGGCUGACUCUUGCUUGUGGUGGGGUAGCCCUAAAUUCUCUUGAUGACCUAAAUCCUGAUUGUUUGGGACAUGCAGGACUUGUCUAUGAAUAUACAUUGGGCGAAGAGAAGUUCACCUUUAUUGAGAAAUGUAACAAUCCUCGCUCUGUCACGUUAUUGAUCAAAGGACCAAAUAAGCACACACUCACUCAAAUCAAAGAUGCAAUAAGAGAUGGUUUGAGAGCUGUUAAAAAUGCUAUUGAUGAUGGCUGUGUAGUUCCUGGUGCUGGUGCGGUGGAAGUGGCAAUGGCAGAAGCCCUGAUCAAAUACAAGCCCAGUGUAAAGGGCAGGGCCCAACUUGGAGUUCAAGCAUUUGCUGAUGCGUUGCUCAUUAUUCCCAAGGUUCUUGCUCAGAACUCUGGUUUUGACCUUCAGGAAACACUAGUUAAAGUUCAAGCAGAACAUUCAGAAUCAGGUCAACUUGUGGGUGUGGACUUGAACACAGGUGAGCCAAUGGUAGCAGCAGAAGUAGGCAUAUGGGAUAACUACUGUGUAAAGAAACAGCUUCUUCACUCCUGCACUGUGAUUGCCACCAAUAUUCUCCUGGUUGAUGAGAUCAUGAGAGCUGGAAUGUCUUCUCUAAAAGGUUGAAUUGAAGCUUCCUUUGUAUCAUCUGAAUCAUGAAGACUGUACAGAGAGUGAUCCAAAGAAUAUAGCUGUGGAAUUUUUGUCCCAACCUUCAAAGGAUUUUCUUUUCCCAUAUGAAAAAAGGAGAGAACACUGGCACCUAUUCAAAUUCUGAAGUUCUGAAAUUAUAAUUACAGUAUUUUAAAAAUUGCACUGCAGUGCACACACAUACAGUAGGCCAUACUUACCCAAUGAACAGGACAUUUUGCUUUAGCUUUAGUGAUAUAAAAAUACAUGUUAACUAAGCAUAUGUCAUCUACCUUGUUAUUAAAUAUUCCUUGAAAAGCAAAUUUUAAUGGUUUAAUAAUUUCUGCUCAUGUAUGUAUUUUAAUUUAUCUCCAGUAGUUCCUUGUCAUUAAGCAUUCAAGUUUUUAUGCUAAUAUAGAUAAGACUUAAGUAACUUAAGGUUUUGAAAGCAUUCAUGCCUGUCUUGGUAUAGAUUCCAGUGAAUAAAACUAUUGGAUCAAUUGGACUUUUCAAGCUUUUAAAGUAGCUUUGGAGUUCCCUGGUGGUUUAGUGGGUUAAGGAUCUGGUGUCGCUGCUGAAGCACAGGUUCCAUCCCCGGCAGGGGAACUUCCAAGUGCAGUAGGCACGUCCAAAAAUAAGUAAAUAGAAAUAAUGAAGUAGCUUUGCUAAAAUGCUCCCCAAAAAGGUUAAGUCAUAGUGGAAAGAUGAGUGAACUAGAAGCAAGGAAAGGGUAAGUGCAAAGUGACAAAAUAGAAAAAGCGGAAGUAAAAGCAUGUCUGAAGCUGUGGUGAAGGAUGAGGUGAGAUGAAUAGAUAUCGGGCUGACUAUAUUUUCAUACCUUGGGACAUACAUUUAUGCUAAAAUAGCCAUCCCAAGCCCUCUAGUGUCUUCAUCCAAAUUACUGUUCCCUCCUACAUGUUUCCACAAAACACUGGUACAUCUCUGAAGCCCUUGAAAGUGAAGUUGUAUGUUGCUAAACAUUGUGUGUUGAGGAUUCGCAGUGAGUGUGCAAUAAAUGUUAAGCUGAAACCUUU